AUGGCGCGGCAGGCCGGCUCGGGCGCGGGGCAGGGCACCGCGGCCAUGGGACGGGCGUCUCGGGCGCGGCGGGCGCAGGCAUCAGCAGACGCGGCGGGCGAGGGCGGGCGAGGGCGAGGGCCAGGUGCGGGGAGGGGCGGGGCAGGCCGGGCGCGGGCGCGCGCUGCCCGGGUUGGGCCAGCCGCGGCCAUGGCAAGCACGGCCAGGACAGGCCGGCGAGGGGGGCGGCCGACGCGGCCGGGAGCUGGGCUGGGUGGGAGCGACCGGGUGCGGCGCGAGGAGAGGAGGCUGCUACUAGCACUCGUCGACGCACACCCAUGGCGGAAUUCCUCGCUGUGGCCGUGGCAUGGCCGUGGCGGAGUCCGUGGCCAUGGCAUGGCCGCCGCGGAGGCCGUGGCCAUCAUCGAGGAGCUUUUCCAAUGGAGCAAUGGAGUGGAUUAA
Molecule: messenger RNA, 441 nt
Organism: Lolium perenne
Lineage: Eukaryota; Viridiplantae; Streptophyta; Magnoliopsida; Poales; Poaceae
Source: RefSeq, a predicted model, not a curated record